AUGGCAGCGAAAAAAAGAAAGUUUUCCGAAGAUUACAUUAAGUUUGGAUUUGGAUGUAUGAAAGUUUUAAGUAAUGAUAGCAUGAGGCCCAAUCGCCUUGAAAGGCAUUUAAAGCAACAACAUCCUACUCUGCUUUUGAAGACGAAAGAGUUUUUUUCUUCUAAAGCAGAAUCACUCAAGCGGAUGAGAUUGGAUAAAUCGGGAAGUUAUCACACAGGUGUAUCGCAGCAUCUCAAAGCUUCAUUUGAAAUAGCUUUUAUGAUAGCAAAGCAAAAGAAACCUCAUACUAUCGGUGAAGAAUUAAUAAAACCAUGUGUCCUAAAAGCCACGCAGAUAAUUUUAGGAGAAGAUGCAGAGCAAAAAAUGAAGUCUAUUUCUCUUUCCAAUAAUACAGUCAAGCGUAGAAUCGAUGACAUUGCAGCAGACAUUAAGGCACAAAUAAUUAACAAAGUAAAAUUAUCGCCAUUUUUCGCCAUUAGUUGCGAUGAAUCCACCGACAUCGUUAAUUGUGCACAGUUAAUAGUUUAUGUUCGUUACAUCGGCGGAGAUAUCAUUGAAGAAGAGAUUUUGUACUCUCAAUCUUUGACAGCGGGUACUACAUCUGAAGAUAUAUUUAACUCAAUAUCAAAUUUUGUUGAAAAAAAUGAUUUGGAUUGGAAUAAGCUCAUUGGACUUUGCACAGAUGGCGCACCUGCAAUGAUAGGUGUACGAUCGGGCUUAGCUAUAAAGCUCAAGGAAAAAAAUCCCGCAAUGGUUAGUACACAUUGUUUUAUUCAUAGACAAGCUUUGGCUUCCAAAACAUUGCCACAGAAAUUACGCCAGGCUUUGGACUCGGCUAUAAGGAUUGUAAACUACACCAAGAGCAGCGCUUUGAACAGUCGGUUAUUUACUUUACUUUGCGAGGAUCUUGAUUCUGAUCACAAAGUUCUUCUGUUCCAUACAGAAGUACGCUAG
This is a messenger RNA of Parnassius apollo (apollo), 954 nucleotides long. Lineage: Eukaryota; Metazoa; Arthropoda; Insecta; Lepidoptera; Papilionidae. The record is from the annotation of a GenBank genome assembly.